This is a messenger RNA of Clunio marinus, 189 nucleotides long. Lineage: Eukaryota; Metazoa; Arthropoda; Insecta; Diptera; Chironomidae. The record is from the annotation of a GenBank genome assembly.
AUGAAUAGAAAACGAAGCAACAAGGGUGGAGUUCGCGACGCGUCUGAUCUUUUCAAGGGUCUCAUUACAACUGAAAAUAUUCUCAAAAUGUGUUUGAAAGCGAAGCGUUGUGAAGCGAUCGAGACACAGAAAAGAGAAAAAGAGAAAAUGAAAACAGCGAUCGAUGUUGUGUCGAGGAGCCAAACAUGA